CGAGCAAUCACAAGCAACUUAUAUUUUUGGUGUAUGUUUGCUUUGAUUCCGUGCAGUUUCUAUACUGCCGCUUAACAUAAUACUUCCAUGGCAUAAUUUUUUUACAAGAAAAUAUCUUUUUUUUCUAUGCAUAAAUUCAAAAUUAUUUUAGUGAUACUGAAUCAGCUCUAAGAAAUACAUUUAAUCAAGCAGAAUGGUGACGCCAUCUAUACAAAAAGUUAUGUGUUUUUUUAAUGAGUAAGUGAAACUAUUCAAAAAGGCUCCUUCUAAGAUAUUUAUAAAUAGAAAAAAAAUUAUAAAAGAAAUCACCAGUAGAAUUAUUAGGUACAUUAAAUAUGAUACGUUAACUAAAUGUACUGUACACAUACUAAACGGGUUAUUGUUGUUCGUUUCAUAGAGAACAAUACACUCAACAUUCGUGGACGGACUAUACAAGAAGACAGUAUUGAAAAGAAAAAGAAACGAUUGUGUUGUAUUAAAGUAGACUGAAAAGGCGAUAGGCAUAUAGACACUAUCACUUUAUUUUUUUUCGAUUUAACCACUGUUAUACGAAAAGAGUGUAGAAUGAAUCUUUUAUACUGAAGUAGAAGCCAUCUUGUUUAAGAUGUAGAAAGGUUUAUCAGGGUUAUGACCGGAAUAUUGUAUAUGGUCUUUCGUACCUCACCCUGGAAGCUCCAUAUCUAUAGGAAUAUCUGUCUGCUCUUCAUCUGUUGCUCUAAUUAUAAUAAAACUUUCCUGCUUUUCAUUUCUAGAUUGAACGUCAAGGGAUAAUGUAUCGCGGAAAAAAGACAGUACGACGUGGUGGUGGUAAUCCUCAAGUACGAGGUCAAAAUACAACAAAAACUAGACCAAUGACUCGACAACAAAGUGCGUUGUUAUGUGAAAAAGAUCAGACUAAAGAAAAUGAUGAAAAAUUUGCAUUAGUUGAGUUAUUAUUGGAUAAGAAACUAUUGGUUGUCAAUUACAAUGAUUUAAUUAACCUAAACAAACAAGGGAAAAUAAAAUUAGGUUCAAAUGUUUUAGUCAAAAUGAAUGAUGAAAAAUCAACUUCUGCAAUUUUGUUUUGUGUUGGUUCACAACAAGAAUGUUUGAACGAAUUAUAUAUUAUUAAAGAUCAACGUGAUAACAAAAUGAAUUCUGAUUAUGAUGAUAGUCUUGAUGAUACACCUUUAUUAACUACAACGAGAGUACCAAAACCAACACAAAAAGAAAUGGAUCAAAAUAAAAAAUCAAAUAUUCCUGAAGAAACAGAUUCUUGUAUUUCUUUUGAUAUUAAUCAAGAUGAAUCCAAUACUCACUCAUCACUUCAUACAUCACCAAAGAUCAAACCUUCUCUAACUCAUUUAAUGCCGAUAAACCAUAGUCAGGAUGUAACGGUAGCUGCUUCUUCAUUAACAUCAUCAAUUGACAUUACUGCUGCAGCAUCUGAACCUACGCCAUCAGUGA
This is a messenger RNA of Didymodactylos carnosus, 1446 nucleotides long. The record is from the annotation of a GenBank genome assembly. NCBI's taxonomy places the organism in Eukaryota, Metazoa, Rotifera, Eurotatoria, Philodinida, Philodinidae.